AUGUGGAGAAGCAACCUCAAGGAGCAGUGGGGGCUCCUGCUGCCUUCCCAGGGACCACCCCACCACCACCACCGACUCCACUGGGUCCUCUGUCCCUGCAAAGUCUCAACUCGUGUCCAUCACACCGGCUCCAGGCCAGAACUGCUUCCCAGAUUGCACAGGUGGCACCCGCAGGCCACACUGGCCACACCUGACCAGCCCUACUGUCCACUCAGCGCCCAGGGCAUCUGUGCCAGAGAGCACGAGCCCCAGGCACAGAGCCGGGCAAGCGGUUGCCCUUUUGUGCUAGACUCCUGGAGACAGCACGGGGAGGUGGGGCUGGGGCUGGGGGCAGGGGUCCAAGGCCCUGCUGUGGGCACAUGA
Rangifer tarandus platyrhynchus (Svalbard reindeer) is the source of this 363-nucleotide messenger RNA. NCBI's taxonomy places the organism in Eukaryota, Metazoa, Chordata, Mammalia, Artiodactyla, Cervidae. The record is from the annotation of a GenBank genome assembly.